AUGUUGAUAUUUUCAUGGCAUUUUCAGAAUCAUUUGAAAUUGGUAACAGCACCUUGCAAAUUAUAGAGGAAGAUGCAGAUUUUAUGAAUGAAGGAAUUUUAGAAAUAGUAAAUAAAUCUCCAACUAGCAAGGUAAAUAAAGUAAAGAGACGUAAGCCGGGAAGAACAAAUUUAAGCAAAAAAGAUAUAGACAAAAAAACUAUAUUGAUUGUUGAUUCAGAGAGUUAUUCAGAUUUUUUUAAAAGUAAUAUUAGUUUUCAAGAAAAUGUCGAUCAAAAUAAUGGCGAAAUUGUUUCCCAAAAAGAAAGAUUGUGUAAUAUUGCAUCACAAAAUGAAGAAAGGUGUUCCACGAAUGAAAGUUUAAAAACAAAUGUAGAAAAAACUAGUCCAAUAAAACAAAAUAUGGAUGUUGAAGAUCUGGAUAUUUUUUUAGACUCGUUUGAAAAUAAUAUAGAUAAGGAAGUUAUUGAUCUCAGCGUUCUUGUGGAUGAAAGUCCAGAUUGCGAAAUUUUGCAUUCUACACAAAAUCCUAGCUUUGUGUUUGUAAAAACAAAGUCGGAAGAAUCUAUCAAGAUGUUGAAUAAGGAACUAGAAAAUGGAAAAAAUGAUUUAAGUAUUAUGGAUGGAGAAAAUGAGCAGCAAAUUUUUAUGAAUUUAACUUCAAAAUUUGAAAACCUAAGCACAUCUGAAAAACCAUUGCUGCAAAUGUCCAUUAGUUCUGAGAGUAGUGAAGAUGAUAAUCCAAUAGCAAAAGAGGGGAAUAACAAAUAUGAAAUUGUUAAGGAAAACGAUGUAGUUUCAAAACUGCAAACAAGUACAAAUAUAGUUCUGGAAUCAAAAAAAUUACAUAUUUUACAAGAAAGUCCACUAUUCGACAAUUCUAAAAAAGAAGUGCAAAAACUCAGUUUGGAUAAAACAACAAAUGAAAACUCUAAACUUAAAGACAUUUCAAGCUGGAAUUUACCGGCAACUAUUCUUGAGGAAUAUUCCAGGAAAGGAAUAAAGACGUUAUUUGACUGGCAAGUUGAGUGUUUAAACAACCCAAAAAUACUUUUUGAAAAUGGAAACCUUGUAUACAGUGCUCCAACAUCUGCUGGGAAAACGUUGGUUUGCGAAAUAAUAGCAAUAAAAAAUAUAGUAGAAAGAAAUAAAAAAGUAAUAUUCAUACUUCCUUUUGUGUCAGUUGUUCGAGAAAAAACAUUUUAUUUGCAAGAUCUUUUAUGCUCAUCUGGAUACAGAGUGGAGGGGUUUUUUGGCGGCUAUUCACCUCCGGGUGGAUUUGAUUCUAUUAAUCUGGCGGUUUGUACUAUUGAAAAAGCUAAUUCAAUAGUUAAUCGACUACUAGAACUAGGAAAACUAGCGAGUAUUGGUUGUAUUAUAAUUGAUGAAAUACAUCUUAUAUCAGAUCCAGGAAGAGGUUAUAUUCUGGAGUUGUUACUUGCAAAGAUCUUAUAUAUGUCGAUGAAGUUAAAUAUUACAAUACAAAUUGUUACAAUGUCAGCCACGUUACCCAAUUGCGAAAUUUUGAAAGAUUGGUUGAAUGCGGAAUUAUAUGUAACAAAUUUUAGACCUGUAGAGUUAAGAGAAAUGAUAAAGGUUGAUACAAAAAUUUAUGACAAUAAACUGGAAUUAAUUAGGGUUAUUGAUCAUGCAUCUUUAUCAAUUCCCGAAAUACCAAAUGAUCAAGAUGGAAUUGCUUUUUUAUGUUUGGAAACUUUAUUAGAGGGUUGUUCAGUCAUCAUAUUUUGUCCAUCUAAGGAUUGGUGUGAAAAUUUAUCGAAAAAUUUGUCUAAAACAAUAAAGGAAAUAUACAAUUCAAAUACCGAACUUGGAUUAAACCUACAAAAAGUUAUAGUCAAAAAUAAUUUAGUAAAAGUUAAUGAGCAACUAAAAUCUUUACAUUACGGCUGUGAUAAGUUUUUAGAAAUGACGUGUGAAUACGGUUGUGCAUUUCACCAUGCUGGUUUAACUACAGAAGAACGUGAUGUUGUUGAAACCAAUUUUAAAAAUGGUUUUUUAAAAAUAAUAGUUGCAACAAGUACCCUUAGCUCAGGUGUUAAUUUACCAGCAAGAAGAGUAAUCAUAAGAUCUCCUUUAUUUGCUGGAAAACUAAUGGAUCGCUUAACUUAUAAACAAAUGAUUGGAAGAGCAGGACGGACGGGGAAAGAUACUUUGGGAGAGUCGAUUUUGAUUUGCAACGAAAACAAUUUUAAAUUUGGGAAAGAACUUUUACAGCCCCAUUUAAGACCAAUAUCGUCAUGUUUAGGUUACGAUAGUGGCUUGCAUUUAAAAAGAGCUAUCUUGGAAGUUAUAUCAUCAGGCACUGCAAAAACUCCUUCAGAUCUACAAGCAUUUUUAAAUUGUAUGUUAUUUAACGUUACAAAACAAGAAGAGUCUUUAGAUGGUGACUGCGGAAAAGCAAAACAAAAUUUUGAUUAUCUUCAAGAUUCUAUCCAAUUCUUGACCGAAUUUGAAUUUAUACGCACACAAAAUGAGUCUGGGACGGAGAAUAUUUAUUUUGUACCUAGUCGUUUGGGAAUGGCUUGUUUAGUUUCUUCUCUCCCACCCACUGACGGAAUCAUACUUUUUUCCGAAUUACAAAGAUCAAGAAAGUGUUUUGUUUUAGAAUCUGAGUUGCAUGCCGUUUACUUGGUAACUCCAUAUUCCGUAUGUUAUCAAUUACAAAGUAUAGAUUGGUUGCAUUAUUUGGAUAUAUGGGAGCAACUGCCUCAAGGAAUGAAAAAAGUUGCUGAAAUUGUUGGAGUAAAAGAAUCCUUUUUGGUGCGAGCUAUGCGGAAUCAAAACAAACUUGACCUUAAGCUACUUCAAAUUCACAAAAGAUUUUAUAUAGCCUUAGCGUUACAAGAACUUGUCAAUGAAGUUCCGAUUGGUUGUGUAGCCAAUAAAUAUAAAUGUAAUCGCGGCUUGUUACAAAGCCUACAACAAAUGUCGUCGACUUUUGCAAGUAUUGUGACAUCAUUUUGUAAUGCACUAAAUUGGAAAAUUCUGGGUUUAAUUGUAUCUCAGUUCAAGGAACGGCUUUAUUUUGGGGUUCAUCGUGAUUUAAUUGAUUUAAUGAAAUUACCAGAUUUGAAUGGCCACAAAGCACGCGCUCUUUUUAAUGCUGGUAUUGAAACUUUAAUAGAUUUGGCCAAUUCUAAUAGUUUGGUAAUUGAAAAAAUUCUUCAUGAUUGUUUGAGUUUUGAAUCAAGCAAAAGACAAGACGGUGAGAAUGAAAAUGAAGCGCAAAAACGAAUCUACGAACGAAAAGUUUUUGUCACUGGUAAAACAAAUUUAACUAUUAAGGACGCUGCUGAAUUGCUCAUAAAAAGUGCAAGAAAAUUUUUACAAUAUGAAAUAGGAGUUGCCUGUAAUUGGGACAAUAUUGGAAAUUUCGAUGGAUCUACAAACAAAGAAAUAAUUAAAGUUAAUAAAAAUUUUGAAAAUGAAAUUGAAAACGACAUUUCAGAAGCAAUUUCAGAAAAUUUGUCCCCCAAGUGUAUGAAUUCAGACUUAAAAAAUAAACCAGGAACAAGAAAUUUAAAGGAAAAUGAGAAUAUGCUUCAAAUCUUAAGUACUACAUUAGUUAGCCCAAAAAAUUUGAUUAGAGAGAAUAUACUUCCUCAAGUCAAAUCAAGAAAUCUGGGCUUGAUCGACAUUUCUAAAUCUCUCACUCAGAAAAAUGUUGUAAACAAAUCGUCUGAUGAAAUUUCUGAUAUUUCAAAUGUAUCAAUCAUAAGAGAUCCAAAUUUACUAAACAAUUUACAAAAUGGGGAAGUCAAAGAACACGCGAAGUAUAAAGAAGUAAUUUCUAUUAUUGAUUUGCCACAUGAUGUAAAUUCACAAAAAGAUUAUUUACAAAAAAUUUUCGAAUCUAAGAAAAUUGGGUUUUCGAUAGGAAUAGAAAAACUUCCGACUAGGAAAAAUGAUAACGUAAUUAUUGGUGCUAAUAUUUUAAUUAACAACACAGAAAAGCAUGCAGCGGAAGUCAAAGAAAUAUUUACAAUUGAAGGCAAAUAUUUUAUUUCAGGAAUAUCAAUAUCCUAUGAAAAUUGUAGCGCAUUGUUUAUUAAUUUUCAAAAUGAAAAAAAUGUAAACAGCGACAAGUUUCAAAGCAAACUAAAUUUCUUAAAGGAACUAAUAUGUAGGGAAGAUAUUACUUUAAGAAUAUAUGAUUCGAAAGAGCAUAUUAAGAUUUUAUAUAAAUAUAUAUUAAAAGAUUUUAAAUCAUUUAAUAUAAUUGAAGAUCCCAAAAUUGCAAAUUGGUUACUGGAUCCUGAUGGAGACACGAGUAUACAUAAAUUGAUAUCAGAAUAUUUGCCGCAAUAUCUACCUUUUUUAGAAGAUACCGUAAAUUAUAAAGGAUAUUUGAGUUUGGGAUUAAAUUAUAAUUUGAAAAUAUCGGGAAAAGAACGUUCUAGUUAUGAGGCUUCUUUCACUAGAAGUAUUUUGGAAGUACAACUGAAAAACUUACAAACUUUUGCUGAUGGCCAAAUGAUGAAAUUUUUUUAUGAAUUAGAAAUGCCUAUUCAAAGAGUUUUAGCUUGCAGUGAAGUGAUUGGAUUCUCGAUAAAUUUUAGCAGAAUUCAACAGCUUACUAAUCAACUUUUUAGUACAAUGAAAAAUUUGGAAAAUAAAAUUUAUCUUUUACAUGGAUCUAGGUUUAAUUUAGGAUCUAGCUUAACUGUUGCAAAAGUUCUAGGUCUUCAUAAGAAAAUUAACGGAAAAUGUAGUACUUCUAAACAAAUUUUAGAGAAAAUGGAUUCCCCUCUGUCUAAUCUGAUUUUAAAUUAUAGAAAAGUUUCAACAAUUCUUACAAAAAAUAUUCAGCCAUUACAAAGAGUUAUUCAAAAUAACCGAAUUUAUGGAAGCAGUAUAACGACUUCAAGUACAGGAAGAAUUUCUAUGCGUGAACCUAAUGUACAAAAUAUUGCAAAGGAUUUUGAAAUUACACUUGAUGGUAAUAUGAAUGCUAUGAACUUAUACAAUAAAUUAAUUAAAUUUUUAUUUAUAUCAGAUAAAAUUAUAAAAAUUUCAUGCCGCUCAGUUUUCUUGUGCCAACCCGGUCGUGUUUUGUUAUCUGCAGAUUUUUGUCAGCUCGAGAUGAGAAUUUUAGCUCACUUAUGCCAAGAUGAAUGUUUGAAAAGUGCAAUCAAUUCCGGUCAGGAUAUUUUUACAAUUAUCGCCGCGAAAUGGAAUUCAGUAGAAGAAAAAACAAUUUCUGAUCAACUGCGCAAUGGAACAAAGCAAAUUUGUUAUGGUAUUGUUUACGGAUUAGGUAUCAAGGCUCUUUCAGAAAAUUUGAAAUGCACUGAGGAGGAAGCUUCCACAAUGUUGGAACAAUUUCAUACAACAUUUCCAGGCAUAAGAGCGUACAUUAACAAAGUCAUAAAAUUUGCUAGACAAUGUGGUUACAUAGAAACAAUAACGGGGCGAAGAAGAUAUUUAAAAAAUAUCAACAGUAAUGAGAACAUGCUAAAAAGUCAAGCUGAAAGGCAGUCAAUUAAUUCAACAAUACAAGGAUCAGCUGCUGAUAUUGCCAAAAGUGCCAUGCUAAGAAUGGAGAAAAAUAUCAUAAAAUAUAAAUCUAAGCUAGGUGUAAACCUUUCGGAUAACGUACAAAGCCAUGUAGAUUUGGUCUUGCACCUACAUGAUGAACUGAUUUAUGAAGUGCCAGAAGAGAAAGUACGCAAUGUAGCAAAAGUUCUCAAAGCUACUAUGGAAAAUUGUGUAAAACUAAGCGUACCACUAAAAGUUAAAAUAAAAGCUGGACCUUCAUGGGGCGAAAUGUCUGAUUUAAAUUUUUAAAAUAAGUAAAUCAAACGAUAAAUUUCAU
Condylostylus longicornis is the source of this 5835-nucleotide messenger RNA. It is a transcript of the gene DNApol-theta, whose product is annotated as DNA polymerase theta. The coding region runs from base 15 to 5807 and encodes 1930 amino acids. Gene Ontology annotation, molecular function: DNA-directed DNA polymerase activity; DNA binding; ATP binding. The record is from RefSeq and is a predicted model, not a curated record. The transcript has 16 exons. Lineage: Eukaryota; Metazoa; Arthropoda; Insecta; Diptera; Dolichopodidae. Gene Ontology annotation, biological process: DNA-templated DNA replication; double-strand break repair via alternative nonhomologous end joining.